AAUAAGAAAGCCUUAACAAUAUUUGUGACCAAAGAAUGGAAACAAGACAAGUAUAGAAGAAAGCUCACAGACAAGGUCCUAUUUGUAGCCUGUGAAGAAGAGUGUCACCAAAUCUCACCAGAGGCUGCCUUUACUGUUGAAGAACUUAACUCAACACAAGAAGAAGCUGAUACAAGGAUUCUUCUUCAUCUCUCUCAUGCAGGCAGAUCGGAUUACAGCACAAUGAUUGUGGCAUCAGAAUACACAGAUGUCUUCAUUCUUUGUUUGUCAUUCAAGUGUGGAACACAAACAAGAGUUAGAUACAUCAGCAUCACGAGUAUAGUGCAAGCCCUAGGUCAAAACUUGGGCAGCAUUCUCCUUGGCAUGCACGCUUAUACUGGUUGCGACACCGUGAGUGCUUUUGCUGGGCAG
Messenger RNA from Porites evermanni, 411 nucleotides. NCBI's taxonomy places the organism in Eukaryota, Metazoa, Cnidaria, Anthozoa, Scleractinia, Poritidae. The record is from the annotation of a GenBank genome assembly.